Messenger RNA from Cladocopium goreaui, 1134 nucleotides. The record is from the annotation of a GenBank genome assembly. NCBI's taxonomy places the organism in Eukaryota, Dinophyceae, Suessiales, Symbiodiniaceae.
AUGGCUCAAGCGACGACGGCGACAGUGGAAGGAACAGCACUUGGAGUGCAAAGAGCACUCUUGCCACGAUACUCUUGUGGACACUCUCGCGAGACACUGCUGCUCCAGUUGACUGAUACAUCCGUGGUCGGCGUUAAGGUCCUACGAAGGCCACUUUUAGAGAAGGCAGCACUGUCCCUGCUACGAUUGGCGUCCUGGUCAGUGGUGACUGUCUGGAAUCGGGCGCCUUCCUUGCUGGAUGAUGAAAGCACUGGUGCUGUGGCUGUGGCAGUGUCGCCCCAAUGUGCAUACGCCUUGGCGUCGCUGUCGCAAGAAAUCCACGAUGAGUUGAUGGCCACGGAGCUGGCGGAAGCUCAGCAAGCGGACCUGGAACUCAUGUCACAACUGCGCCGGGUCGUCCUGGAGUUCCUAGGACAGGCCGGGCUGCGGCGCCGGCACCGCCGCAAGGCGCCCCCCGUUCCGAACGAUGCCUUCGAUGCCGCGGCCUUGCAGAUGGUGGCGACGCCAUCACCCAAGAAGCGCGACCGGGAGCCCGAUCUCGAGGACGCUUCGCCAGGACCGAGUCGCAAGGUGCAGCGUCCAGGUGACCAGCUGGUUUCGGAGCCGGAGCCCAGCAAGAAGCUGGAGGAAGCCGACAAAACACAGGGAGUGGACCAACUCCUAGAAUUGCUUCUGAAAGAUUAUGGAGCCUCGUCUCUUGCUACAUCCCUCGCCGAUCGCGCGGAGAAGUGUAUGGAAACCAUCGCCUGGGCGGCCUCCAAGGGCAUUCUGCCAGAGGCAGUGGAAGCCAAGGAGGCGUUGCAAGCGCAGCAAACGCUGGAGGACUUCCUACAGUACCUCCGGCGCCUGCUGCAGCACCCGGAGGGGCCCGCCUCGGCGGCCUGGCAGAUGCCGCGCUUCGUCAAAGGGCUCUGCGACAGCGGAGGAUGGGCCGAUGCCUGGCGCUUUAGCCUGGCCAAGGUCUUGGACUUGGUGGUGCAUCCGUUGAUGGCACCGCAUUCGGCCACGGCCUUGUGGGCACAGGUGGUGGGCGACAGAUCUCAGUGUCCCAAGCGCAUGGCCGCCGUGGGAUCCCUGGCGAAAGAGCUGGAGAUUGUGUUGACCUUCGCAGACCAGGAUCGAUGUGCCAAUUGA